GAAAGGAAUGUGGUCCGAGGGUCUGCUGGUGGGCUUGGUGACUGCCGCUGCUCUCCUCUUGCUCGUGCUGGCGCUGGUGGUGAAGCAGUUGCUGAGGCAGAAGAGACCGGUUGGCUUUCCGCCUGGUCCGGCGGGGCUCCCUCUCAUCGGUAGUAUCCAUUCCCUGGCCGCGGAGCAGCCUCACGUCUACAUGAAGAGACAGAGUCAGCUGUACGGGCAAAUCUUUAGUCUUGAUCUUGGAGGUAUAUCAGCUGUUGUACUGAAUGGCUAUGAUGCAGUAAAAGAAUGCCUUGUUCAGCAAGGUGAAGUUUUUGCAGACAGGCCUUCUCUGCCUUUGUUCAAGAAGCUGACAAAAAUGGGAGGUUUACUGAAUGCAAGAUAUGGCAGAGGUUGGACAGAGCAUCGCAAAUUAGCUGUAACUAGCUUUCGAAACUUUGGAUAUUGUCAAAAGUCCUUUGAAAGCAAAAUAUCAGAAGAAUCGAUUAUUCUUCUUGAUGUCAUUGGUACUUACAAAGGCAAGGCUUUUGAUCUGAAGUGCUUGAUAACAAACGCAGUUUCAAACAUUACUAACUUAAUUAUUUUUGGGGAACGAUUUACAUAUGAAGACACUGAAUUCCAGCAUAUGAUAGAAAUAUUCAGUGAAAAUAUUGAAUUGGCUGCUAGUGCUUCUGUAUUUUUAUACAAUGCAUUCCCAUGGAUUGGUAACCUGCCCUUUGGAAAACAUCAACAACUUUUUAAAAAUGCUGCUGAAGUCUAUACUUUUUUACUCCACCUUAUUCAGCGUUUCUCACAGAAUAGGAAAACUCACUCACCUCGGCAUUUUGUAGAUGCAUAUUUAGAUGAAAUGGAUAGAAAUAAAAAUGAUCCUGAAUCUGUAUUUUCAAUGGAAAACUUAAUUUUUUCUGUUGGAGAACUCAUAAUUGCUGGAACAGAAACUACAACGAAUGUUCUAAGAUGGGCAGUCUUGUUCAUGGCUCUUUAUCCCAAUGUUCAAGGACAAGUGCAUAAAGAAAUUGAUUUAGUCAUUGGGCCCAACAAAACCCCAUGCCUAGAAGAUAAGUGUAAAAUGCCAUAUACGGAGGCAGUGCUACAUGAAAUUUUAAGAUUCUGUAAUAUAGCUCCAUUAGGUAUUUUUCAUGCAACUUCUAAGGAUACAGUUGUCCGUGGUUAUUCUAUCCCUCAAGGCACGACUGUAAUCACAAAUCUCUAUUCUGUACAUUUUGAUGAAAAAUACUGGAGUAACCCUGAAAUGUUUUGUCCUGAGAGAUUUUUGGACAACUCAGGACAGUUUGUCAAGAAAGAAGCAUUUGUUCCCUUUUCACUAGGACGAAGACACUGUUUAGGAGAGCAGCUGGCCAGAAUGGAAAUGUUUUUAUUUUUUACUGCAUUGCUUCAAAGAUUUCAUCUGCAUUUUCCUAGUGCUUUGCUUCCAAACCUUAAGCCCAAAUUUGGCAUGACGUUGCAACCUCAUCCAUAUCUCAUCUGUGCAGAGAGGCGAUAUUAAAUACAACUAUGGUAGCCACAGAGGCAUGGGGAAAUGGUGAGAUGAUACAUAUAUAUCCCUUGCUUCCUUGUCUAAAUGAACUGAUUUCUGACCUAUAUUUAUGAAAAUGUCACCAAGCUUUCUGAGAAGCUAAACAGGAAGAAAGGAGUUUUUAAAACAUUUUUAGAGGGAGUAAUGA
Messenger RNA from Candoia aspera, 1682 nucleotides. RefSeq names its product vitamin D 25-hydroxylase. Lineage: Eukaryota; Metazoa; Chordata; Lepidosauria; Squamata; Candoiidae. Gene Ontology annotation, biological process: xenobiotic metabolic process. The record is from RefSeq and is a predicted model, not a curated record. The coding region runs from base 8 to 1504 and encodes 498 amino acids. Gene Ontology annotation, molecular function: iron ion binding; oxidoreductase activity, acting on paired donors, with incorporation or reduction of molecular oxygen, reduced flavin or flavoprotein as one donor, and incorporation of one atom of oxygen; heme binding. Gene Ontology annotation, cellular component: intracellular membrane-bounded organelle; cytoplasm. The transcript has 5 exons.